This is a messenger RNA of Eremothecium gossypii ATCC 10895, 411 nucleotides long. It is a transcript of the gene RTT102, whose product is annotated as Rtt102p. The record is from RefSeq and is marked provisional. The coding region runs from base 1 to 411 and encodes 136 amino acids. The transcript has a single exon. Gene Ontology annotation, biological process: chromatin remodeling. Gene Ontology annotation, cellular component: nucleus; RSC-type complex; SWI/SNF complex. NCBI's taxonomy places the organism in Eukaryota, Fungi, Ascomycota, Saccharomycetes, Saccharomycetales, Saccharomycetaceae.
AUGUCGCUGAUAGAGCAGGCUAAUAAGUUGUCCGGGUACGCGGCGGACGUGCGCAGGUGGAGAUAUGCGUGGUUCACGCCAUCGAAGAAUAUCGAGGACGACAACAACAUGGAGAGCUACGGGUUCGAGUACAAAUGCUGGCAGCGGGUAGGCGCAGACGAGCCACUGGACCUUCUGGAUGACACAGACGACCACGUCUUGGACCUAAAUGUGUUUGAUCGGACGCGGAAGAACGCAGAAUCGAAGAUGUCGCAGGUGGGCAGUGGGCCUAGCGGGAGCGGGACGACAGGCCUGACGAUGGAGGACAUACGAGGAGCGGUCGGCGGAGUGGAGGCGAUUCCGGGGUUUUCAAGCUCGGAUGCGAUUGCGAAGAAGGAGCAAGAGGCAGGGGGAGCUGCCUCCCCAAAGUAG